AUGGCUGAAGAAUCAUCGGACAGAGGUGGAUUUUCGCGCGGUUUUGGCCGCGGCGGCGACCGAGGAGGUCGCGGUGGUGACCGAGGAGGUCGAGGCGGCGACCGAGGUGGUCGCGGUCGCGGUGGUGGUCGCGGCGGUCGCGGUGGCAGAGGUGGGAAGGACGAGAAAGACGUCUGGACGCCGUGCACAAAGUUAGGGAGAUUGGUCCAAGCGGGCUUUUGCGCAAGCGCGAGGAUUUUCGAAACGUCCUCCCGGUUUCAUCGAUGCGAAGACCUAACGCUCACCAAAACGCUUCACUCUUAUUCUACUAUUAUUAAACAGGGCAAAAUCAAAUCGCUGGAGCAAAUCUACCUCCACUCCAUCCCGAUCAAAGAGUACCAAAUCGUCGAUUACUUCAUCGGCGCCAACUUGGUGGACGAAGUCAUGAAGAUCAUGCCGGUGCAAAAGCAAACCUCCGCGGGUCAACGCAUGCGAUUCAAGGCGUUCGUCGUCGUCGGGGACAGCAACGGUCACAUUGGUUUGGGCGUGAAAGCGUGCAAGGAAGUCGCGCACUCUAUUCAAGGUUCUAUGAUUUUGGCCAAGUUGAACAUGGUUCCGGUGAGAAGAGGCUAUUGGGGCGCCGCGCUCGGCGCGCCGCACACCGUGCCGACUAAGGUUCACGGCAAGUGCGGUUCCGUUCACAUUCGUUUGAUUCCUGCGCCGAAGGGUACUGGUGUUGUUGCCGCGCAAACGCCGAAGAAGGUUUUAGUCAUGGCGGGUAUUCACGACGUGUUUACGUGCUCCAGAGGCCACACGAGAACGUUGGGUAACUUUGUGAAGGCGACGUACUUCGCGUUGAGAUCUACGUACGAGUUCUUGACUCCGGACUUGUGGGCGGAGAACAAGUGGCAAAAAGCGCCGGCGCAAGAGUAUACCGACUUCUUGUCCGCGCCGCCGAAGAAAGUUCGUCACUACGACGACUACUAA
Molecule: messenger RNA, 966 nt
Organism: Bathycoccus prasinos
Lineage: Eukaryota; Viridiplantae; Chlorophyta; Mamiellophyceae; Mamiellales; Bathycoccaceae
Product: 40S ribosomal protein S2
Exons: 2
Coding region: 1-966 (321 amino acids)
Biological process (GO): translation
Cellular component (GO): ribosome; cytosolic small ribosomal subunit
Molecular function (GO): structural constituent of ribosome; RNA binding
Source: RefSeq, a predicted model, not a curated record